Lacerta agilis (Sand lizard) is the source of this 351-nucleotide messenger RNA. Its product is annotated as histone H2B 1/2/3/4/6-like. Gene Ontology annotation, cellular component: nucleosome. The record is from RefSeq and is a predicted model, not a curated record. Gene Ontology annotation, molecular function: structural constituent of chromatin; protein heterodimerization activity; DNA binding. NCBI's taxonomy places the organism in Eukaryota, Metazoa, Chordata, Lepidosauria, Squamata, Lacertidae. The transcript has 2 exons. The coding region runs from base 1 to 351 and encodes 116 amino acids.
AUGAAUGCCCUUCCCAGUAUUGUAAAAGAGACAAGGUCAACCUGGGCCGAAGAAGGCUUCACCAAGACCCAGAAGAAGGGCGACAAGAAACGCAAGAAGAGCAGGAAGGAAAGCUACUCCAUCUACAUCUACAAGGUGCUCAAGCAGGUCCACCCAGACAAGGGCAUCUCAUCGAAGUCCAUGAGCAUCAUGCACUCCUUCGUCAGCAACAUCUUCGAGCGCAUCGCUGCUGAGUCUUUCCGCCUGGCCCAUUACAACAAGCGACCCACUAUCACUUCCCGGGAGAUCCAGACUGUUGUGCUCCUGCUGCUGUGCACCAAGGCCGUCACCAAGUACACCAGCUACAAGUGA